CUUUCUUUGGUUCGGUUACUUUCAGGUUCAGGUCAAAUCCAGCUGUGGCAGUUUCUGUUGGAGCUAUUGAGCGACUCGGCCAACGCUGCCUGUAUCACGUGGGAAGGAACCAACGGCGAGUUUAAGCUAACCGAUCCGGACGAAGUGGCGAGGCGUUGGGGCGAGCGAAAAUCCAAACCGAACAUGAACUACGACAAGCUGAGUAGAGCGUUGAGAUAUUACUACGAUAAGAACAUCAUGACCAAGGUGCACGGCAAGCGUUACGCAUACAAAUUUGACUUCCAGGGGCUAGCCGCGGCUACGCAGCCCCAGACCGACCCGACCUACAAGUACCAAAGCGACCUGUUUAUGUCGCCGUACCACCAUGGGGCCAAGCUGAGUUCCUUCAUGAGCCCACACCACAGCAUGACGUCAUCUUCCGCUUGCAAAUUGUGGAACGCAUCGCUGACCAGGAAAGCAGGAUCGUAGCGGAGACUUUCCAUAUCAAAUUGGCGGGAGAAAGCAAUACAGUCAACCUACAACGUGAGUAUGGUUCGUUCAACACUAACUACAAUGCGUUAGUGGUUAAACUACGACAAGUGACCAACAACGAAAGAAGACGAAGCGAGAAUGAUAGAGGACGUACACCACAACAGCAAAGUACCUCUCUGAAUAGUUAUACGUGAUCUCCCAGCUGGAUUGGAAGGAAGUAGUUUCAGCUGCGGUGAUUGAUAUGUGAGUUGUGGUGAAAAAACAAAGAACGUUAACUGUUAGAUUAAUAAGUGUUUUUUGUAAUAAAAAUUGUUGGCGUCUGAAGAUGGCCGAAAUAGUGCAGUAGGCCGAAACGUUA
Messenger RNA from Aedes aegypti (yellow fever mosquito), 829 nucleotides. RefSeq names its product DNA-binding protein D-ETS-3-like. Gene Ontology annotation, biological process: cell differentiation; regulation of transcription by RNA polymerase II. The annotation marks the transcript as partial. The transcript has 3 exons. Gene Ontology annotation, cellular component: nucleus. Lineage: Eukaryota; Metazoa; Arthropoda; Insecta; Diptera; Culicidae. Gene Ontology annotation, molecular function: DNA-binding transcription factor activity, RNA polymerase II-specific; sequence-specific DNA binding. The record is from RefSeq and is a predicted model, not a curated record.